Anolis sagrei ordinatus is the source of this 2364-nucleotide messenger RNA. Lineage: Eukaryota; Metazoa; Chordata; Lepidosauria; Squamata; Anolidae. The record is from RefSeq and is a predicted model, not a curated record.
AUGGCGCCCACGUUGGCCACGGCGCACCGGCGGCGCUGGUGGAUGGCCUGCACGGCGGUGGCGGAGAACCUCUUCUUCUCGGCCGUGCUUCUGGGCUGGGGCUCCCUCCUCAUCAUGCUCAAGUCCGAGGGCUUCUACUCCUACCUCUGCCUCCUCCCAGCGAAUGCCACGCCCAGUGCCGUGGAUGGGGCCAACUCCACGCCGGGCAACCAGACGGAGAGGGCGGCCACGACGGAGGAGGAGGCGGGGCUGCCGGUGACGCGGAUGAACGGCUGGCUGAUCUGCAAGGAGCAGGACGAGAUGCUGAACCUGGCCUUCACGGUGGGCUCCUUCCUGCUCAGCGCCAUCACCCUCCCGCUGGGCAUCGUGAUGGACAAGUACGGCCCACGCAAGCUCCGCCUCCUCGGAAGUGCCUGCUUUGCUGCUUCCUGCGUGAUGAUUGCCUAUGGCGCCAGCAACCCGGACUCCCUCUCGGUGCUGAUCUUCCUCUCGCUGGCCCUGAACGGCUUUGGAGGCAUGUGCAUGACCUUCACCUCCCUCACGCUGCCCAACAUGUUUGGGGACCUGCGCUCCACCUUCAUUGCCCUCAUGAUCGGCUCCUACGCUUCCUCCGCCGUCACCUUCCCCGCCAUCAAGGUGAUCUAUGACUUUGGGGUCUCCUUCAUCCUCAUCCUGACGGUCUGGGCCUGCUGCGCGGGGCUGGUCUUCUUCAACUGCUUCUUCAACUGGCCCCUGGAGCCCUUCCCGGGCCCCGAAGACAUGGACUACACGGUGAAGAUCAAGUUCAGCUGGCUGGGCUUUGACCACAAGAUCACCGGGAAGCAGUUCUACCGGCAGGUGACCACGGUGGGCCGGCGGCUGAGCCUGGGGGGCUCCCUCAAGGGCAGCGGCGGGCACAAGGAGGUGCCCCCCCUGCAAGGCGGCGGCAGCCACCCACUCUGCCUCUCCACCCUCCACCUGGAGCUCAAGGCCCAGAACCAUGACGGCGGCACCAACGGCUCCCCGUCCUUCCUGCGCAGCCUCUUCAGCCCCAUCCUGCUCCUGAGCCUGGUUACCAUGUGCGUGACCCAGCUGCGCCUCAUCUUCUACAUGGGGGCCAUGAACAACAUCCUCGAGCACCUCGUGGACGGAGACCUCGAGACCGUCAGCCUCUACUCCUCCAUCUUUGGGGUCCUGCAGCUGCUCUGCCUCCUGACGGCUCCGGUCAUCGGCUACAUCAUGGACUGGCGGCUGAAGGACUGUGCGGCCGAAGGGGCCGAAGAGGAGGAAGAGGAGGAGGAGGAAGAGGAAGAGGAGAAGAAGGACCCACAGGCCGGGCAGAAGCCCAAGAAGGCGAAGCCCCGCCGUGACCGGCAGAUCCAGAAGGUGACCAACGCCACCCGGGCCUUUGCAUUCACCAACCUCCUGCUGGUGGGCUUCGGGGUCACCUGCCUCGUCCCCAACCUGCCUUUGCAGAUCCUGUCCUUCAUCCUGCACACGGUCGUGAGGGGCUUCAUCCAUUCCGCCGUGGGGGGGCUCUACGCCGCCGUCUACCCCUCCACGCAGUUUGGGAGCCUGACGGGGCUGCAGUCGCUGGUCAGCGCCCUCUUUGCCCUCCUGCAGCAGCCCCUCUUCGUGGCCAUGAUGGGGCCCCUCCACGGAGACCCCCUCUGGGUGAACGUGGGCCUGCUGGGCCUGAGCCUGCUGGGCUUCUGCCUCCCGCUGUACCUGAUCUGCUUCCGUCGGCGCCUGGAGAGGGAGAAGCGGCAGAAGGCCGAGGAGGACAAGCUCUUCUGCAAGGUCAACGGGACCCCCGACCAGGAGGCCUUCGUCUAGGGCAGCCCCCCCAAGCCGGCCCGGCGUGAUGGAGAUGGGUGCCGCCCCCCUGCUCUCUCUCUGACUCUCUCUUGGUGGUGGACCCCCAUUUCUGCACCUCCCACUCCUUCCUCUUCCUCCACUUUGGCCUGGAUCUGCGCCGGACGCAGACCGCUUCCCUCGGAUGGAUGCCCCCCCCCCCCCCCUUCUGCUGCACUGUGACAGGAAGUGAAUGUACGGACUCUCUCUCUCUCUCUCUCUCUCUUUUUCUGGGGUGCACAAGGAAGGACGGGGGGGGGGGGKGACUGACUGACAGGUGGACUGCAUGGCACGCUGCUUGCUGCACACUUUGCACAUCCAUCCACACACUCCACGGCUCCUCCAAUCGGCGGCCCAGCAGCGCCUCCUGGCGGCGGCUCAAGGCAGGAAGCGGUGCCCACCUGCCAAUCACAGUCGCCGCAGCAACCCUGGCACCGCCUCUCCUAGGCAAACAAAACAACAACAACAACGUCACCGUCCGCGCUCUUAUGUGUUUCUCUUUUAUACAAAAGGCAAAAGGAUUCAGCCAGA